Naegleria fowleri is the source of this 456-nucleotide messenger RNA. RefSeq lists its product as uncharacterized. The record is from RefSeq and is a predicted model, not a curated record. The transcript has 3 exons. Bases 1 to 456 code for a protein of 151 amino acids. NCBI's taxonomy places the organism in Eukaryota, Heterolobosea, Eutetramitea, Acrasida, Naegleriidae.
AUGGCAGCAUCCGAAAUACCUCUCAAGACUUUCUGGGACCAAAAUCAUGUCAGUGAAUUGAUAGAACAAGAAUGUCAUCCUUCAAUGAAGGCAUCUUCGACGUCGCAUGUGCAGCUUUCGAUCCGACUUGCACUUCCCGAACAAGCGGAAGAAAUCAGAGAGAUGGUCAAUUGUGCAUAUCGAAAAGAAGGUCACGUUUUUAAAUUAGGUGAAGAUCGAAAACGAACAAACGAUAAUGAAGUCAAACGCCUCAUUGAAGAUAGCUUAACAACACCCCAUGGAAUUGUGUGUCUUUUAAAUGCAGAAAAUAACGAUGUGUUAGGAUCAAUCUUUAUCCAAUUUAAGAAAGAUCCACAAACAAUUUAUUUUGGAAUGCUAGCAAAGGGGAAAAGAAAAUACAAGCCGGUUCAACAUUUUCUUUUGGCGGUUUGCAGAAUAUAUCUUUUGGACAAUUAA